Molecule: messenger RNA, 32444 nt
Organism: Podarcis lilfordi (Lilford's wall lizard)
Lineage: Eukaryota; Metazoa; Chordata; Lepidosauria; Squamata; Lacertidae
Source: the annotation of a GenBank genome assembly
UUGUUAGCUACCACAAUUUACUAGCCGAGGACUGUAACUCAAAUGGCUGCUAUGAAAAGAAUUGCAUUCCAACGAUUAUUUGUUAACGAACAUUAUUACAACUGCAAGCACAAAACAGCUAAUGCGCUUCUUCCCCGGGGGCACAGAAAGAACGGGAGGAGGGUGUGAGCCUUCCUUCCGAGAGGGCACCUGUCCAGGUUCCCGCUGCCUUAAGCGGCAGCACCUGGAAACCUUAAACCCUGGCCGGCAUCACGCUCCACCCUUCCUCUUCUUCCUCCUCCUCUUUCCUUCUCGCCUCCUUCCAGAUCUCGCGAGACGCUCCCCUCUUUCUGGUUGCGCUCAUCAUAGGGCGCUGGAGCUGGGUUCCAUAUUGGGGCAUCGCCUCAAAGCUCUUUCCGCGCCGUGGGUCUCGCGAGACCUCUGCAAUCGGGGACUUAGGAAGAGGUCGGGAGAAGUCAGGCGGCGGCAGCAGCAGUAGCUCCUCCUUCUCCUCGUCGUUGCUGCUUGGCUUUGCCGCCCCCCCCCCAGUGCAAGCUCUGCUCUCCUCAGGGGGACCCCUCGCGCCCACCUGUUAGGCUCCCUGACUUGGGGCUGUGCAGGAGGCCGCGGGGUUGCAACCCGACAGACGGCGGGAGGCAGAAGAGCCCCGCUUGGCCUGGCCUUCCCCUCCGGCCGCGGGGCGGGGUUGGGGUGUCGGCGGCGGCGGCACGAGGCCAGUUACUGAGGCGGCCGCUGGGCGCGAGCGACCUCUUUACCCUCGGAGCAGGAAACCCCCUUUCUCCGAAGGGGGAGGAGCCAACGGUUCUGCUCGAGGGUCUCCCCCCCCCCCACUCCCGGCCGCGCUGGGUUGGGCGGGCUCGGGGUCGAGAUGACCCAAGAGCGGCCCAAGUUCUACCGGCAGGAGCUGAACAAGACCGUCUGGGAAGUGCCUGAGCGUUACCAGAACCUCUCUCCGGUGGGGUCCGGGGCUUACGGCUCCGUCUGGUAAGUUGCUGCCGCUCUCCCGGGGGCGGGGGGGCGGAGGCUUGGGAAAACUUCGCUAUCCGCGCGCUCCCUUACCCCCCCCCCCGCAGCCCUUCGUGCGUACGGGACAGCAGCCGCCACCACGAAGGCCUGUCAUUCUGAAUGGGAUGAUUGAUUAGCUGGGAGAUCCUGAAAGCGGCCUUAGAAGGCGGUGGAUCUCGCAUGUGUCCACACCCAGUCCUCCUUGCAAAAGGAAGUCGGUUAGAUCCUGUGAUUCCGAGGGACCGGCUCUCGGUUGCAAAUACUAAAAGAAAAAGCGUUGCCUGUUUGGUUCUCUUGCACCGUAAUGCUGGGGUAGUGCAAGUUAGCAGCAGAAGUAGUAGAGGCGUUUGAUGUACUUGUCGCUCCGUCUGCUGCAGUGUCUUGAUCUCCGUCACUUCUUCCCGUAACCGCUAUGAACUCAUUCCCUAUUUAUUUGGGAACGCAAAACCCGUGAAGUCCACAGUUGAGCAAUGUCUCUAGAAGCAAUCAAAAUGUGCACCAAACAGUGGCUUUCUUCAAGUUCUCCAGUUUUCAACAAAGGCAUUAUGUUAAGCAUCUUAUGCACGACCCUUUAUUUUGCUUUGUGGUGCCGAGAUCAUUGGCUUUGGUAGGAAAUGACUUCUUGAUUAUUUUAGUUGCAUUUGGCUUGCGAACUGUUGGGUGUUUAAUGAGGUUUGGUUUUUUAGCAGAAUCUUGAAAACAAACAUAAAGCAAUAUUAUCAACACUGCACAAUUAAAUAACUUGUAAUUAGUCUUAUUAUUUUUUGCAUUUUUAUUCCAGCACUCCUUGAAGAAGCUAAGGGUUAUGUACAUAGUUUCUUCCCCCACCCUUUUUUAUUCUCACAAGUCUGUGAGGUAGGAUAGGCUGGUAUCUCAAUAAACACCAUGAACCUGCAUCUCCCCCAGUUUCUUACACUGAUCUUGCUGGGAAUGAGAGUAGGGAAUAAGAGUUUACUUGCAAGUGGGGAAGAUGUGUACUGAAGAGGUUAAGUGCAAAGCUGCUGAAGGAAAAACAGCUGGCGAGGGGUAUCAGAGAUUGGCAGGAGAGGAAUUUGUGAUUCACCUCUUCGUGAUGUCAUAGGCACUAUCCAUAGAUGUUUGACUUAACUACCACAUUCCUCACAGCAAAAUAUGUAUUACAGUUAGACUGCCAGGACAAAGCAUAGAAACUUACUCAAGAAUCCAACAAUAAAUGGAUGUUGUCUUGGCUACAGAACCACUAAGCCUCUUGGGCUUGCCAAUCAGAAGGUCAGCGGUUCGAAUCUGUGCAACGGGGUGAGCUCCCAUUGCUCUGUUCCAGCUUCUGCUAACCCAGCAGUUCGUAAGCAUGCCAUUGCAAGUAGAUAAAUAGGUACCACUGCAGCGGGAAGGUAAACGGUGUUUCUGUGCGCUCUGGGACUUGUCACAGUGUCCCGUUGUGCCAGAAGCGCAACGUCGUUCUGGCUAAGAGAUGUAAGUAUUUUUGUAUAUAAAAUAACAUAACCAUUGCAAGUUCAAGGUAAUCAUAACUUCUUUGGUAACAAAUACUUGAAUUGUACGUAUCAGACUACCAGCCUUCUGUGAUAGUUUAGCUAGAGUUACAUGUAUAUAUUUACCUUAUUUACAUGGCACAGUAAACUAGUGAAUGGUUUGCAGUGAAAGUACCAGUCUGAGCCACUUUGUUCCUCUCUGCUAGCCCAGUCUCUGGCUUAACAUUGUGUCCAAACCAAGGGUUGUGGUUUAUUUCCUUCCAGACAAACACUAUGAUAUGUAGCAAGAGUUUGUUCUUGGCUUGGGAGGAGCAAACUGGCUCAUGUGAGAACUGAAAACAAAGACUCAGACUCUGUAUUUAUGUUCUUCUGCAGCUACAUAGCACUGUUCUUUUAAUUGUAGAUAUUAAGCCAAUUUACUGCUUUAAACAAAACUCAGAAUUCUUGUUCUGCAUUUUUUCCUAGAAAAACAUAUCUUGAUCUAAACUGUUUUAUUAUUUCAUGUCUUGUUUGAAACAAUAUUUCACUUGCUUGUGUUUUGUCAGGUAAGAACAAUACCAUGAGACAAGUUCUCAUAGUAAAAAGCAACGAAAUUUUGUUUUUUAAACACCUACAACAUAGAUCCUGGUGGCCUCAGAAAUUUGCAUUCAUUGAUGACUGAUAGGCAGGUGUGGUUCAUUGCACCAUUGUCGUGGUAGGAUAGGAAUGUAUACUGCAGAGUUUUGAAAGACCUUAGCCUUUUUGCUAGUUAUUAUUGCUGAUACAUCUAGUUAUUGUAGUGAUCAGUUUGCAGAAUAAUUAAUGGUAAUUCCACUGCCCUCUUUUUUUUUGUCACUAAGAAUCAAGUUUUGUGCCUUGUAUCCAUUAAGCAAAUACACAUAUAUCUCCAUUCCCUCUAAUAUCAAGCUCAGGUGGUUGAGUGCCCAUCAAUUUUGGAAGCAAAAUGGAGAAUUAAAGUAGUGGCCUACUUAGGCACACAGAAGUAUAUAAAUUUAAUAAUAAUAAUAAUGCUAAUGCUAAUAUAUUUACAAACAGCCCAGCAAAGUUUUGUGAGCUCUUGAGGUGUUUGGCAUGAUUUAUCAGAAAAUGUAUGUGAGGUCGGGGAUAAGAAUUGGCUUACUCAGACCACUAACAGUUUAUUGCAGGUAUGCUGCAGGAGGGUAAAUUAGGGUUAGGUAUGUGAUAUUAGGUCAGAAAGUACCAACCGCUAUACACUAUAUAUGGUUGUUUCAGGAGGGAAAAAAGCACUCUUUUCCCUUUAAUCAGAAUCACUAUACUGUAUAGCUAUAAAAUACAGCAGGGUAAAGUUUUGGGUGGGCUGGAAAAGUAAAAAGAAGUUGUGCUUUUUUCUCAUCAUUAGAGAUUCAAGCUCACAUAAAGCUUCUGUUUCAGGCUGCUUAGAGCACUACACAUAGUGGGUAUACACUGAAACCCUUGCAAGUCUUCCUGAAACUCCCAUACUUCAGUGAGGGAGAGCUAUCUAUAUUCUCUAUAAUGUACCAAUCACUUUCGUGGUAUAAGUGAGGAUGAAGCUGCUCACCUAGCCCCCUGAGCUUGCAUUAUAUGAAGGAAAUUAUAUGUCAAAUGUAUGUGUUCUGAUCUGAAGGAUGGUGGUUUGCACUUCUCUGUAACUUAGUAACUAUCACAAAUCAUUACAUUUUUGUUAAAAUGUGUGGCACUUGUUCGAGAUCUUCAGAAAAAUUAACUCAUCUCUACUGUUUUUAUCAUGCCUUAUCCCUACCCUGAUUUCAGAUCAUUUAAGUCUCUGCCCACAAUAUUUUUGUCAGGGAAAACUUGAUUUAGAUGCAAAAAAGGGAAUAAAAAGCAGAAGUGGAGUUUUGUUUGCAACUAAACAUUUUUUCCUGGCUCUUGCAACAUGUGUUCUGUGGUAAGGCAAGGUGCAGGGCAGUGCCAUAUUGACAGGGUAAAUUAAAGGGGAACUUGUUCUUUAAAACAAUGUUUCAGUAGAAGCAUAUUAAAAAUGCCUCAUCAAUUCCAUAUUAUGAUCAGGUACCAAACAUAGAUUAUUGAAAAGCAAAUCCAUACUAGUCUAGAGUCAGUUGAGAAGUGCGAGUGGCUUCCUGCUUCCUGCUAGUGUGGCACUAGCCAAGCUCUAGAAUAGAAAAUUGGAUGUAUCAGUGGAUCCUUGCAGAAAGGCAUUUUGCAUCAUUUGUAUCUGCAGGUGUUUCCACUAAUUUAACACAAGUCAGCGGGAUGGUGAAUUGCAAACCUAAUCAACUUCAUUUAACAGGCAAGUUUUGCCUAAUGCUCCACUCCCCUUUUUAAAAAAAGACUUGAUAUGUAUACAAGUACCUAUUUUCCACAGUAAGAAAAACAAAUAAACUUUAGAAAAUAUUCCACAAUUGUCCCAGGUAUAGACAGGUGCCCAUGACAAUGGCACCAAAGUAUGCUGUUGUAACCACAUUGGUUGUAUGUGUGUUUUAGGGUGAGGAGUAGUCUGGCUUUCUGAUGGUAAAACUUGGAAUGCCAAAAAAUCUGCAAAAUGUGUACCAUAGGCAGUGACAUCUCUACCAUACCACCUUCAAGUUAUCAUCACUGUAAAGCUAUUGGCUAACAUCACCUGAUAAUUCACUUACUACCAGAGAUCCUAGGUAUUCAGUUCCUUAUUUCUACAAAAAACUUGCUUGGAGACAUCCAUCAUGUGUCUGCUAAUGCUGUGACCUGGAUACAGCGAGCACUAGCUUCUGAAAUGUCACAAUAUUCUGUUAAGGUUGAAAUAUUUGAAGUUACAGGAAGUCAUUGCUAUAUGUUUUGUUGUGAGUCACUAAAUGAUUGCAAAAAUUGUCAUUCUUCCUUUAUAAAUCCAGCUGCAAUUCCCAAACUCAUCAAUACAUUCUUAAAACUCUUCUAAUGAUUCAUUCUAAAACUUGUAAGCACCUUCACCUUUGUUUUCCUGCCUGCUCUUACACAAACCUUAAACUUGUGACUUAUUUCUUCUUGAACAAAGUUUUAUUCAUUCAGUGAAACAAGAUACUGUAUUUUUCGCACCAUAGGACGCACCGGACAAUAGGACGCACUUUGUUUUAGAAGGGGGAGAACAAGAAAAAAAAAAAUCUCCCCCUCUCUGCCCAGCGCCCCUUCAGCGAAGCGGCAGGAGGCGCUGCGCAGAGAGGGGGAGAACUUUCCCCCUCUUGUUUUCCCGCUCUAAAACAAGGUGCCAUUUAAGGUGCGUUCAGGCGGCUACCUCGGGAGCCUGGAGAGCGAGAGGGGUCGGUGUGCACUGACCCCUCUCGCUCUCCAGGCUUCAGGUUCCUUUCGACCUGCUCUUUGGGGCUGGUGGGGGGAAGCCCACCACCAGCCCCAAAGAGCAGGUCAGGGAGCAGCGGAAAGGCGCAGCGGAGAGGCUCCUGCCAUAGCCGCACAUCACCUCUCCAGCCGGGAGGGGUCGUGGGGUGCUUCUUUAGCUCCGCGCGCACUCUCCCGGCUGGAGAGGUGACGCUCGGCUGUAGAGGCUCCUGCCAUAGCCACGCAUCACCUCUCCAGCCGGGAGAGGGUCGCGGGGGGCUGCUUUAGCCCCGCGCGUGCUCUCCCGGCUGGAGAGGUGACGCGCGGCUAUAGAGGCUCCUGCCAUAGCCACGCAUCACCUCUCCAGCCGGGAGAGGGUCGCGGGGGGCUUCUUUAGCCCCGCGCGCGCUCUCCCGGCUGGAGAGGUGACGCGCGGCUAUAGAGGCUCCUGCCAUAGCCGUGCGUCACCUCUCCAGCUGGGAGAGGGUUGCGGGGGGCUGCUUUAGCCCCGCUCGCGCUCUCCCGGCGGGAGAGGUGACGCGCGGCUAUAGCGGCUCCUGCCAUAGCCGCGCGUCACCUCUCCAGCCGGGAGACGGUCGCGGGGCUAUGGCGUCUUCGCUCCAUAGGACGCACAUUUUUGAAGGGGAAAAAGUGCGUCCUAUAGAGUGAAAAAUACGGUACCUGUUGAAUCAUUUUCAUGGGGGGGGGGAAAUCCUAUUUUAGUCUUAAUAGGCAUAUUUAAUGCUGUUUUUUUAAACUAUUGUUUUUUAGCUCAGCCUUUGAUGCUAAAACUGGCCUGCGAGUGGCUGUGAAGAAAUUGUCCAGACCAUUUCAGUCCAUCAUCCAUGCCAAAAGGACUUACCGUGAACUACGUCUGCUUAAACAUAUGAAACAUGAAAAUGUAAGUUUGGGGAGAAAACUAGAAAUGUACAUUUCAUGUGGUUUCGAAUCCUAGGUUAGGAGUGAAUGCUGGCUUGAUAACCAUGGUGUACUUGGUACAGAUAAAAUGGCAGACCAUAGUGUCGGGGUUUUGUUAAAAGAGUAGAGGGGCCAGAGCAAGAAAAUGAAUCAUUCAAAAGUUCAUUCCCAAUACUUUCAUCUUGACUGAAAGCUGAGAAAAUGUAACAUGUGUAUCAUAGUAUUUUCAACAUACUAGAGCCAGUUGCUUAUAAACUGUUUAAGAAGUUUCUUAGUUCUGAUUUUGUGGUGGUUAUUUCAAAUGUUAUGUAAACUUUCCUUACUGGUUAAAUUCUCUAGUUUUAAAGUUAGCUUAAUGCAUGUUUAUUUCCAUGAGUACGUAUUUUUUUCAUUUCAUUCAUUGUUUUGGGUAAUGGCUUCCAUGUGUUGAUUUCAAUAUUUUCUUACAGAACAUAUUAACUAGGGGAGACACUAAACCUUGGGGGAAACAAUGAGUCUGUUAAUUACACAAUUGUAAAACGUGAGAACUGUUGCAAAGUAUCUCACAAGUCCCAGUUUGUUUCUGAAACACUACAAGAAGGAUGUUGCAGAAACAUUUCUACCUUUUAUGCUGCUGUGAAGAUUUUAGUGUUACUAUUUCAUAGUAUGCAUGAAUAAUAUGUGUGCACAGAUCUGUGCUCCUGCUUUCUUCCCUUAACCCUAACCCCAACAAAUUAUGCAAUUAUAGUACUAAAUAAAUACAACAGCAUAUACCUCAGGGUGAUUUUUAAGUACUUUUUUUGGAACAGUUGUGUUUCUGUUCAUAAUAUUUCUUCAGACAUGCCAGCAAACACUAGAGGUGUGACAGAAGCAGGGUGACUGACAUAGGAAAGCAUCUCCUAAUCUCCUAAAGCAGGAAUGAGGAACCUGCAGUCUUUCAGAGGUUGUUGGACUUCAUUCACAUCAGCCUCAUCCAGGAUGGCCAACAGUCAGGAGUGAUGGGCAUCCCAAAAACAUUUGGAGGACUACAGAUUUACCACCCCGAUAUAAACCCUUGUUUCACUAGCAUUUGGGUAGAUUUUUAAUGACAGCACUUACAGUCAAACCUUGAUUGACGAACAUAAUCCGUUCCACAAGACCGUUCAACUUCCGAAAUGUUAAACAACAGAGGCACGGCUUCCGAUUGGUUGCAAGAGCUUCUUGCACUCAAGCAGAAGCCGCUUUGGAUGUUUGGGUUCUGAAAAACAUUCGAAAACCGAAGCAUUUACUUCUGGGUUUUCGGCAUUCGGGAGCUGAAACGUUCGAAAAUGGAGCCGUUUGAGAAUCGAGGUUUGAUGGUACUACUUACUAUUUAUCUGUUUUAACCACACUAACAUUUGGUCCAUAGUUUUUAAUUUUCCUAUAAAUGCAGGAGAAUCUUUAGUUCUUGCAUUUCAAACAGGAAGGUAUUCUUGCAGCAGUUUUACAAUGUAAUUACUUGGUAGGGCCUGAGUGUACUAUAAAAAUAGUCCUUUCACGUAUUUGUCCCAAGUUGAAGCUUUCUAACACAACUAUGAGUGACAAAGUGUUUGGAGAGGACAAAGAAGGAGAUGGGAGGAGUGAAAAUAAUUUACCACUGAGGCAGAACAUAGGUUAGCAGCCAUAGCUUAGGGCAAGGAACUACACAUCACAGAAGCCCUAACUGUAGUCUUGACCACAGCUAUAAUGCCCAAAGCCCUUCUAGUUCUUGAGCCAUCUGUGUAUUCUGCCUGAUCACUUCUUUGUGUCCAUGGGGAUUAGAUUUAGCUGUGUUGGUAAUGUUUAGUCAAAAGUCAGAUGACAAAUACUUUAAUGAAAUAAAUAUGUACAUUACAAUGUAUUUACUUUACAAGAAAAGUGAGAUGUUCAAGAAUCCAAAUUCUUUGUUGGAUACAUGAACAUGUUGUCAGAUAAAUUCCAGGACAUUUUGUAAUCCUUGGGAUUUAUGCAUAGGGUUUAUUUGUAAGCACUAAUAUAGUGUCUGGCUCUCUUUAUUUUCCAUGUCUUGUGCAAAAAUAGCUGCCCUCUGGCGCUUGCAAAAAACACCCACUGAUCUGUGUGCAUUUAGAUAUAUACAGUUGUGAUAAGUAGAGAUUUCUGAAGUUGAAAUAAGUUAUCACACUUGGGUUUCAGCUGUGCACAUGAAUGAAAAUAUUUUAUGCCUCAGAGAUGGAGCCUGUAUCAUAAUAUGAUUACCCUGUAUAAUAUCUUCACUUUACAUCAGCCUUUUGGAAAAAGAAACAUGAGUAGAACUAGUCAAGAUGCCUGAGCCAUGAAUUAGCUUUCCUAUUUACUAUAUGUGUAUAUUUGUGGGAUUAUUAUUUUAGUGUGAAGCAUGUGGUUAUCUUCUGGUCACAUUUCCCCUACAUUUAGUUUAUUUUGUUUGUGAGGGAACAGACCAUUUUGGUCAGUGCUGGAGAGGUUUGUACUGAUAGCAGUACUUGGAAAUGUAUGUUUUUAAAAACCCUCUUCUCCAAAUUCUACUUAAUGUGAUGUAUCCCUAUUUAAAGCCUGUUUAAAAAAAGGUGAACGUACAAAGUCAUAUUUCAUGGUCUCUGGUAUGAAAUUACAUGUUACGUGUAAAUGUGUAAUGGAAUCCUGAAAGCCCUUUUUAAUUAGAAAAGUCAGUUUGCAAGCGGGUGAUUAAGAUCAGAUGAGUCACAUCUCCCUUCCUCUGCCUUCAGAGUUCCAUGAUGCAUUUGUCAGGGCAGAGGGUAUUCAUAGAAAGUAGUGAUGGCAUGCUUGCCCUCCCAUCCCUCUGAUUACCCUAUACAGUGGUACCUCGGGUUACAGACGCUUCAGGUUACAGACUCCGCUAACCCAGAAAUAGUACCUCGGGUUAAGAACUUUGCUUCAGGAUGAGAACAGAAAUCGUGCUCUGGCGGUGCGGCGGCAGCAGGAGGCCCCAUUAGCUAAAGUGGUGCUUCAGGUUAAGAACAGUUUCAGGUUAAGAACAGACCUCCGGAACGAAUGAAGUAACCCGAGGUACCACUGUAGUACUAACUAGCCAGAGAGCUAUUUAGCUAGCUGACACUGACUUCCGUACUUGAUUUAGUUGAAAUACUACCACCAAAUUACCUUGACAUGUACCCAGUGGCCACAUUCAAAUGAGAGAUGAACAAGCCUUUUGUCCAAACAUGCAGCUACUUUGUUUCGCUAGGUUGUCUUCAGUUAACUAUAUAUUUCCAUUACAUCUGAGCUCAUAACCUAUAGUUAUAGCUUUCGAACGGGGCAGGAUAUCAAGCCAUGCUUUGAAGUUAGAGCUCAUAUUGCGGCUUGUUCUGAAGCUGUUAACCAAGGCCUCCAUUUAAGAGCCAUUGAGAAACUAUACUUGCACAGUUCCAGAUUUGUUUGCUCGUACAGCAAAGAGAGAAAAGAAGUUACAUGUGCACCCACAAGGUUCAUUUAUAUCUCAUCUCAUUAAGCUGAGAUACGAUUUUCUGAACCAACCCAGUGUGUAUCACUGCAUAUUUACAUUGGAGGUAGCGCUGAGCUAUUUGAUAUGUUUACACCCCUUGUUUUUGAAAAAUAAGUAGCAAUUAUGCUUUUAAAAAAACAAUUGUCAAUUCUUUUCAUUAAGGAAAAUAGUUUACAACGGAAACAGUGAUCUGGAGCCAAAGAUGAAGCAGGAGGAGUCCAUGCAUGCAACAUGAUUCUUUUCUCUGAUAUUUUUCAACAUGCCACAUUACAAGAUAUUUGAAAGUUGCCAGAUUUAAAGGAACUAUUUUGAGUUUGCAUCUGUGUAAGGAUAAAAGUCUUACUUAUGUGCAAGUCGAUGUGUUCAUAUAGUAGGCACUUUGAAUUGGGACAGUGUAUAUAUGUGAGUUGGGAAAUGGCAGAUAAAUGUAGAAAAUGUUAUUCCUUGUGUGUCUUUUUCCCUUUCUAGGUUAUUGGUCUUCUAGAUGUGUUCACACCUGCAAAGUCACUAGAAGAAUUCAAUGAUGUGUAGGUAACCCUUCAUAGCCUUUUUGUUGGAAAUAGUUUCCAGCCUUGAUGGAAACGUCCUUAUCUAUAAGGAGCAUUAAUGUAAUAGAAUCAAAGGUUUCAGUUUAGACAGGACUUUAGAUUCCUAUUGGACAAUGAAAUUAGGCAUAUGGAGGAAGAAAUGAAUGAAGUUAUUGCAUUGACUUUACUGUGAUAGAAGUAUGUAGUCACAACCCUUCAUUAAUUAGCAUGGAAGGUAGCUAUGGGCUGUUUCACACACUAGAUUUUCUUUACUCAGUAGUGGGAGUAAGAAAUUAUUCAGUCAUGUGUGAAAACUGUAAAUAUCUACUUUGCCAUGUUGACAUUUGCCAAGAAGUUGACAUCUGGCUCCGAACUGAAAAUCUGCUUAAUAGUAAUACAGUAUAUUGAACUCACUUUAUGUAACUAUUUCCCAUCAUGCAAAUAGCCUGUAAAUACAACUCUCUAGCAAACGGCAGUUCCGUGCACUUCUCUGAUUUGCCAGAAGUGGCUUAGUCAUGCUGGUCACAUGACCCGGAAGCUGUACGCCGGCUCCCUUGGCCAGUAAAGCGAGAUGAGCGCCACAACCCUAGAGUCGUCCACGACUGGACCUAACGGUCAGGGGUCCCUUUACCUUUACCAUUACCUUUACAACUCGCUAGCACUGUAGCUCUCUCAGCUGGUGUGAUCUAGAAUCCUGAGUGAAGGUCUCCCUCUUUAAAGUCAUGUUAUCAGUUUGAGGGUGCUUCUUUACUUUACAGUCAUACCUCGGCUCUCGAACACCUUGGGAAUCAAACCCUCCGGUUCCCGAAUGCCCCAAACCCAGAAGUGAGUGUUCUGGUUUUCAAACAUUCUUUUGGAAGCCAAACAUUUGAUGGGGCUUCCGAUUGGCUGCAGGAGCUUCGUGCAGCCAACCAGAAACCACACUUUGGAAGUUGAACAUUUCAGAAGUUGAACAGACUUCUGGAAUGGAUUCUGUUUGACUUCCGAGGUACAAUUGUACUAGGCUCUAUGUCUGCUCAUGCACAGUAGAUCCCAGAACAUGCUGUGUAUUACUUAGGUUUCCAAUUUCAAAUAUUCCAAUUUCAAACUUUAGGCCAUCCAAAUUUUGGAUCUUAAUUCCCCUCCCCCCUCAGUUUUGUGCCUGGAAGGGGAAUAUAUAUGAGUUAUUCUGCAGCUUAACAGUUUUGAUUUAUUACUGAAUCCAGUUCUCAGGCCUAAGCCAUUUGAAUUAAAUGGCACAGUACACAGGAUUGCCAUGCUUAUAGAAGCAUAACAAAUUUAAAUGUUCCAUGAUUAGGUGCCCUGAGCUCCUUGUGGAGACAGAGGUUUUAAAGCUUUUUAGUAGCAGAAUAUUAUUGUUGCUUUAAGGUUACCUUAGGCAGGUGCAGUUACUGUCCAAAGCAGGAAUGGCAAGUGUAUCUGAAAAGUGGGAAAUCAAGACUGAGCAAAGUGCUUUAGCUAUAUGGAAGGACUUUUGGGUUUUGGUAGGAAAUUGCUCAUUUUAGGAGGGGAGUAAUGUAUUAAUCAUGUGACCAUCUUCGGUCACAUAGAAUGAUUGAGCCCUGGUUUAUUUAGUCAUUACUUUGUACCAAGGCAGACUCAUGGAUAUUUGCAGUUGUAUGAUGAGACAAAUGACAGAUGUCUUAAAUAGCUGUUUAUAAAACCUGUUGGACUUGUAUGUGACAGUUUCAAAGCACAUGUUGAGACAGGCUUCCUGUCACAAUAAGUCCAUGUAGAAGUAUUUUAUUAAUGAUGUACAUACACCCUGUACACACCUUUUACCAUGUUCUUACUCUUGUGGAGAACUGGAAAGACUGAAUCAAUGCAGAGAUCAGCCUAGUUUCAUCGUCUUUGAAAGGUAGUAAAAUUACUAAUUUCAAUACGUCUUUUCGUCUUGGGGCUUCACAUUUAAAAAUACUUAAACUAACAACUAUUUUGUACUAGGAGCUGGUUCCCAUAUAGCCCUGCCAUAUAGGUGGGGUGGAGAAUACAUGUAAAUUCUUGUGUGAGUAGAUCCUGCCAAACAUUAGUCUGACUUAGGAAAAGGAGUAGAUGGACUGUGUGGUUAUACUCUAGGUCCUGUGAGUGGUCGGGGAGAAUGUGCAAAUCUGAGACUCAUUCCUUGGCCUCAGCCCUCUGUAACUACAAGCUAAGACCUUGCAUGAAGCAGGCCCAAAAUAAAUAUAGGAAAAAUAUGUUAAUUGUGAAUUUAAAUUACAGUGCAUCCUUAAGAAGUCUCUUAUUAUCUACUGGAAUUUUAAAUAGAAUGGAUCUUUCUAAACAAUGAGAGAUGCAGGGUUAUACAUGAAUCUGCAAAAGAUAGAACUGUCUUAUUGCUUAUUGUCUUACAUUAUGAAUACACUCUUUUUUGCAUUGCAACACAAGUGUAUCGUAUAUCUCUGUACUAAAUGGUUUACAUUCUUUAUAAUGGCUUGUAUCCAAUAUAGUGCUAAGUACCUGACACAUCCAGAUUUCCACUUAUCCACUUGUGCAAAGGGACGUCCCCCAUCUUGUCCCUCUGAACAAAUCUCAAAUCUGUUUUGAAGGUUUUCUCAACCCUCUGGAAUAGAUUGCGAGAGGAUGCAGGAGGAGGAGAGGGAGGGAAGUCCCAUUGUGCAAGAAGAAAUCCUUGUGCUGAUGGAAACAACGAAGUUAGAUACUGCCCAAUGUAUUCUCACCAUACAUUUAAAAUUGUAUCUGUACCAUAGCAGACUACUGGCUAUGAAAAGGUCAUACAUAAAACCAAUGAAUUUUCAUAAAUGCAAUAGGUUGGAUCCAGAUUUAGUCGUAUUUGAAGAAGUUGGUCAGUAACUGAUUUCAGUGGAAACUAGGCAGCUAACAGACCAGCCUAAAUCCCUGUUCUAUCAUGGUGGAGGGAAUUUUAAUGGGACAGAGUUAUCCCUCUGCCUGGUUCUACCACCUUUUGCUGUUGGCAGAGGAACAGCUGCACCCUGUUGAACCAACCCAAAAGGCAGGUCAGCAGAAGCUGCUGCUACUGCCAGUAUACUUGCCAGCAGUAGCCAGUGGAAAACUCCUCCGCUAGGGGGUGAUUGGGGGAUGAUCUGUGCUGUACAGGAUCUCCUGUGCUGACCACCCUGCUGCCACGUGAUGGCAACAGGCCUUAUCCAAGCAACUGGGGUGCUGGCACAGCAAAGGGAUAUAUUCCCUUUUUGCCACCUUCUGCUCUAGCUAGCGUGACUGGUAGGACUGUGGAAGUGGUGGUGACUACUUGGCACUGUCAAAGCCCACCGCUGCCAGUGAUUGAUCCCUAACUUAAUCUGAACAAAAUCCAGUGCUUCUCUAUAAAUGCUCUGACUCACUCACCUACAACACAUGGAGGUAAUACCAUUGUUUAAUUCUUGUUUUUUAGAUACCUUGUAACCCAUCUUAUGGGGGCAGAUCUGAACAAUAUUGUGAAAUGUCAGAAGCUCACAGAUGACCAUGUACAGUUUCUAAUCUAUCAAAUUCUUCGUGGUUUGAAGGUAUUUGCAUUAACUCUAUUACUAUUGUAUUCUGUAUGCAAGUGGCAAAUAAAAGACAUACUUUCUUCCCAUUAGAAAGGUCCAUAGGCAUACUUUGGAUUCAGAUAAAAACACCAUCACAUGGUCCUGAAUUGGUUGAACUGACCCCCAUUAUGACAGUCAUGAAAUAUUAGCUGUUCUUUUUGAGAGUCUGAAGAGAGGCAAAGAUAUCAUUACAUGCUGCUCUCCUGAAUCAGCUCAGACUUGCCUCUUGUAUUCUGCUCUCCUCAUGUUUAGAGGAACUAAAUGUUCUUUCUGUGUGGGAGGAUUUUGUUUUAUGUGUUACAUUCCCUUUGGUUGUGGGGGGAGGCACUGCAAAAAAAAAAAAAAAAAGUUACCUAGAGGGAAAGAAGGGAAUGGGAUCCUGCUGGAGAUAGCAAGGCAGAAGCCAAUACUUCCUUCUCGGUGGUGCUAUCUUGUUUCACCCUUCUGUGUACGAAAACAAGGAAGGGGGUUGAGAAGCACAGAAAGAUAGUGAGAGCCACAGCAUUUGCAGCAUGAUCACAGGCCCUUUUGUCAAUUUCAAGUCUAUAUUUUCUGACCCAAAGAAGAAAUGUGCUCCUAAUUGGUUUGUCAUAUGCAGGUGAUUCUAAUUGAGGAAACACUCUGCAUGCAUUAGCUCAGAGAAACAGUUGUGUGGCUUUUGAACAAUUAGCACAACCUUACUGGAAAUAAGUUAUAAAUUAUUGUUAUUUUUUAAGUAGAAGUUCCUUCCAGAACUUCUAGAUGCCCUCUUAAAUGUUAAAUGUUGUGAACCUUGUGAGGUUACUAUCUCGUGAGAUUUCUGAGGCACCAGACGGAUGCAGACUUUGAUUCAGUAGUUUCAAAAUGCAUCUAUACUUUGCCACAGAAUGGGGAAGAACCAAAUAUGAAGGGAUGAAAAUAUGAACAUUGUGCAGGCAUUAUUCCCUCUUCCUUUCUGGUUGGAAAUGACUUUGGUUAUCUUCAAAGGAACAAACUCAGAGCAGACAUUUCUCAGACGUCAUUACAAAACCACUGAAUGCUAGAUGAGUAAAUGUAAUACAAGACAUAGACUUUCAUAAGCCAUGGACCUUCAUAAUGGAAAAUAGUGUCUGAACCUAAUCUUCAAAAUAUUUUUAUUUUCAGUAUAUCCAUUCAGCUGACAUAAUACACAGAGUGAGUAUUAUUUUUAGUGUAAACUAUUCAAUGACAGCAGCAUCCUGGGAAGUUGUAGCAUUAGAUCUUUGUAUAUCAAAGCAGCAGUAAAAUUAAGCUAAAAGUUCAAUAAAAUUGCAAUAAAUAUUUUAGUUAAUGCUGGGAGAGAGUGAGUCUAGACAGAUUCUGUUCAGGCAUAGUUCACUUUACCAUGGGGUUGGCUCUGGCCACCACUUUUCUUAACGUGCCUGCAGAGUACAGAACUGUAAUUUGACUUGUUUCAUAUAUUUGAUUGGUUGGUUGUUUCUUCAGGGGUGGGAUUAAUUCUUGUUUAUAUACAUAUGGCUGAUGCAUACUGUUGAAAAUCUCAGUGAAGUGUGGAUUAUGGUAGGAUUGUAUUACAGUUAACCUCUGAAGAUUGUUUUUGAAAGUUGAGGAAUACAUUAGAUGUUGCCAGUGCUAAAUUUCAUGGUUGGGACAGCUUUUUUAUCAUUGCAAUGCUGUGACACUAGUAUCUCUUUCUUUCUUUCUUUUAGGAUUUAAAACCUAGUAACCUAGCUGUGAAUGAGGACUGUGAGCUGAAGGUAAGGUGGGGUUAGUGUACACAUAGCUUGUGGGCAGCCUAACAAUCAUUUGUUUAAUAGGUCAGGACCUGAAUAUCUUAACAGGAAAAAGUAGGCACUAAUAUAAGCAAGUCUGUUGACCCCUGGACAAAUAUUUUAGAAUUUAUGAGUCUUUCUACACUGUUGGCUCAAAAGGUAUUUAAUAAAAGUUCCACUUUAGUUAUUCCAUGGUUGUGUAUUUGUGGUACUCUUGAACUGCUCUUGUUUGAAAUUGGGCACAGUGCAGUUAGGGAGUCACAUAAGAGCUGUAAAUCCUUGACAAAUUUAGUCUUACAAAAGUAUGUUUCACCAAACCUAUUUCUGGAAGUGUUCAACAACAUUUCUUUUCAUCCAUUUUUUGCAUCUUCUGCAGUUGUUGCUAAUCAGAAGUCCAGUUUGUCCUUUAAAAAUAAAUAAAUGUACCAGUGCAUUACUAUCUUCCCUGUUCUGCAGAUUCUGGAUUUUGGAUUGGCACGACACACAGAUGAUGAGAUGACGGGGUAUGUAGCAACUAGGUGGUACAGAGCUCCUGAGAUCAUGCUGAACUGGAUGCAUUACAAUCAAACAGGUACAGUGUCUCAUUAAUCAAACCAUCAGAGAUUUGUAUAAUAAAACUGUAUCAUAUAAUUCUGUACCACAGUGGAAUUGCCUCACUGUUGUAAUAUAAGAGACCUAAUUUUUCAAGCAUAAUUUGACAUCUACCGGUAUAUCAUUAACAGAACCAGGUCUGCAUCUGAAAUUGUCAAAUUCAUGUUUAUCAAGAGUACAAAUAUGUGCUUUUUCUUGCUGUCAUACUAAAGCUAAGCAUUUUAGGAUUAGGUUAACCAUUGCAAUUGGUUUUAUUUAAAUCUUUUGGAAUACUGGAACAGAGAUCUGGCUAAAGGAGUCUGGCUUCUAAAUUCAUUCUGCUUUUUCCUCAGUUGAUAUUUGGUCUGUUGGAUGUAUUAUGGCUGAACUGUUGACUGGAAGAACGCUAUUCCCUGGUACAGACCGUAUCCUUUAAAAACAUCUAAAAAUGAACUGAAACAUUCAUUUUCACACACAGCAACAUGUAACCCAAGGAAGACUUGGGAACCAGCUCUGCACUUUGGUGUUGGAAUUCUUUCUAUGCAGAUGAAUGCAUUUUGAGAACUACUGCUGCAUUCUCCAAGAAUGCUUUUUGCAGGUGGUUGAAAUGCUUUAUUUCAGUCUGUGGUUUAACAUUAGGGUUUCACUUUCUCUCUCUUUGCUUGUUCUUCUCUUUAAAAGCUUUGAAAGUGGCCUUCCACCUUGAAGGGAAAAUGUAAUUACUUUUUUCAGCAUCUCUGAGAUCUGUUUUCCAGUUCCAGUAAUUCAGAUGUCCUGUCAAACUACUUCAAUUUUGAUACUAAGGUUCUAUGAGAAGACCGGUUCCCUCAUAAGGUUUAGCAACCCCAGAGUAAAGGGAUAUCUUGACAAGUCAGUGACUUGGCUUGUAAAAGGGAAGAAUAUAUAAUCUACAGGUAGAUCUGUUAAUCUGUUCUUAUGUAACUUGUAAAUAUGACACAAAAUAAAGGAUUCUGUGUUGGCCAAUUAAAAAAAUUCCAAAAUCCAUAUUAUGGCAAUACUUUUAUAAAGCCAACCAAAAUAGUGGACAAGCAAUUGAGUCCUCAGAUCAAGACUUGGGAAGAGAAUGCAUGGCUGGUGGUAACAGCAUGGCUGUGCAUUUUGGAAGAGUAUAAAGGCAAAAUGUGGGAAUAGGUAGUAGGCUCUCACAUGGAACUCUUAAAUGUUGUGUUGCUGUUUCGUUGUACCAAGGUUUACUUGAAAGGAAGAAACAAUGGCAAAUUUCCUAUCUUUGGAACUACAAAAAGUAGCUGUUACUCAGGUCUGUCUCCAUCCUUACAUGAAGCACACAGGUUUAUGUUUUGUGUGACUUGGAUAGAUGGAAAAGCAGAAUAAAGAGGAAGGGCUAUAGCUCUGGGUUGGAGCAUCUGCUUCUUACCUUCCUAAAGAGAAAGGCAGUCUUAUUAACAAAAGUGUACUUUUUUUUUACCUUGCACUCCACCUAUACUUAACUUUUACCCACCUGAACUUUCAACCUCUGAUAAUAUAAAUAAUAUCUACUUUCUCUUCAUUCUUCUCUACCUGUCCAGGUCACACAAAAAGUAAACCUGUAUGGCAUUUCACCUAAAGAUAGAAGCAAACCAGGGUACCAGUUGUUUUUUGUAGUUUUUUUGUAUAUGAAUUUUGUUUUAAAAAAUAAAGAUGGGAAAUCAGGCAUUAUCAGCCCAUCUGUAUACCUUGGUGCAACCUGAUACCUGCAUAGCGCUUACAGAACCUCAUUUGAAUGUCUGCUGCUUCCUCCCGCAUUAUGCCACAGGAUUCUUUAUCAAGUGCAGAUUCAUGGCUUUACCACUAGCUAAAUAUUCUGUCCCCAGCCCCCCAUUUUAUCCACACAACAGCCUUCGGCUGAGCAACAGGGACUGGCCCAAGGUCAUCCAGUGAGCUUCAUGACUGAGUGGGGACUUGAAUCUUGGUCUCCAGGUCCUAUUCCAAUACUUAAGCCUCUUUAACAUACUGGCGCACACUAUAAUAUAAAAAAGCAUUCUGUGUAUAAUUCAGAAGAUGUAUUUGGUCCCUAAUCUGAAGUCUAAAUCAUUGCCAGGAUCCGUGCAACCCUUUUAUCAGUUAUUAAUGGAGAGAUUUUGAAAGAUAAGAAUAUAUUGAUAUUCUGUCCAGUUGCACUGUGUCCACCAAAAUAUGUUCUAUGGGAAUGAAACAUUUAAAAGUUUCCGGGUUAUCCGUCUAAAAGUAAUAAAUAAAUUGAUUGAAUCCUAGGGAAAUAAAAUAUAUUUUUGCAUUUAAUUUUCCGACUAUUAAAUAUUUCAUGAAGGAGAGUGUGUGAUGUUGAUCUUUGUGGAAAAAACUAACACAUUUAUUUUAGGUUUUAGGCUAAUAUUAGAAGGUGUGAAGAUGGUCAAAGUCAUUUAUUUUAUGGUUGUUUUUUACCAAACUUUCCCAGAAUAGAUGAGGCAAAUGUGAAAACUAUAUGAUACAUUUAUAGCCUACAUGUUGGAUUUUUUCCCUUGUUUUUGUUGUGUUAUCCCUUUGCUUUCACUUCUUCCUGUUCACUUCUCCUUUUCCAAGACCCUUACAGUUGUCUUUCUCCUUCUCCUUUUCUGUCUGGGGUAUGUAGAAAAAAAAAGUUUCUUGCCUAAAGAGCAAAAUAGACAUGUUUUAACUAUGUUGGGUGCAAUUUUCAUUUUUACAAUAUAAAUCUUUUUACUCUUUUCUCUAUUACAUGUACAUACUCCUCUUUUUGAAUGGUCCUAAAUGAAGUUGUGUUUGCCUUCCACAAAUCUUCACUCCAUAUGUGGCAGUUAUUUAAGGCUAGGGUGGGGAGUGAUAACCAUUUCUGUCAGCUUCUUAAUCGGAAUAAUGGAUAUGCAUUCAAGGAAUAAUAACACAUUGGCUUACAUUAUAGGAAUUCUGUGAGUACACACAGCAUGCAAAUUGGUUUAACCAGUGGCAGGAAUUUGUAAAGCAAGCUUUUAUUGCUCAGCUCUUGGAAAUCUGAUCUGCAGGAGAUAGUGGGUUUGGGGGCUCCAUUAGUGGGAGUUGUCAACUUAAACACUUGAUGAUCAGCAGCUACAGGUAAGGGAAUGAUUAAAUGCCCAAGCUGUAAUUGGUUAAUAUGCUGCAUGUGCAGACUUAACUUCCAUAGCUAAAUUAUGUGUUUUGAAAAUUGCUAUAGCAUAACCAAAGUUGUAUCUGGUAGUACUGAGUAAAAUCUAAUAUAGUUAUUGCUGAACAGAGUUCAUAUUUCUUCUACCCUGACCCAUAUUAGGGUGCUCUCCAUAUUUUGAAAUUGUGAAUAGGGAAUCUGGGGCUGGGCCUGUGUCUUCAAGUAAUGUACCUUGAUUAACCUAUUUGGGACAAGUUAUUUCUUUAAAAAAAAUAAAAUCUUACUAACUGAAUUACUACAAUGAUCUGGAAUGACUAAUUGAACUGUGAUGUUGAAUCUGUUAUAAACAUAUUCUAAGUCAGGAAGUUUUCUCAAAAAGUAGCCAUAUCAGAAUAACGUGUUCUGGGUACUCUUGGUCUUGAAUGCCCACUUGGACCUGGCAUCUGGAUUUUGCUUUAAACUUGGCUUUUUGCAGUAUUCACUGUUGGUUGUGGUAGCAAACUUUUCCCUUUUCUGUAUGGUCAGUAUUGGGACUUGCCAGUUCUUGAAAUUCAUUCUUUUCUGAGAUCUGCAUGCUUUUCUUUGCUUAUGGCUUUCUAUGCACUCUGUUUACUUUUGCUUUGAGUUUACUAACAACUCUUUUUUAGUUAAAUGGCAGUUCACAAAUUAUAUUGUUGAUAUAUAGAUGCAACAAUCUUGUAAUAUUUUAAUUGAUUCAUUGUGUUGGUUAGCUGCUUCCAACUGACUUCUGCUUCUUGCCCUAGAAAAGACUUUGUAGUGAAGUAAUUAAUGUUUGUCCGUGUACGCAGCAGACACAGUCUGUAAAAAAAUAAAUAGCACUGACAGCAAUAUAUCUUUCAUUACAUUCAGAUAGCACUUAACUUUCAAAUACUUCAAACAACCAGAAAAUGGUUGACUUACCAUUAUUUAGAUGGCACAUAAAUCCAUACUUUUGGUUGUACUAUAUAGUGUUCCCUUGUUUUAAUUUACAAACUUGUGUUAACUUGUUCUGGCUGAAGGCUGAAGCACAUACAUGAAAACUCGCAUCUUCUUUCAAAGAUGAGCCUACAUUGUGCAGGUUUUUGUUGGAGGCCUCAGUUCAAAUCCAGCCUGGAAUUUAGGAAGUAGCUUUUGGGAAGUUACUGCUAGAAAGUAACUUGCUUUAAGGCUUAGUAUAACUAAGGUGGGAAUUAUUUUUCAAAUUGAAUUUAUAUCCUGCCAUUCCCUAGGAUAGCCUUGAUGCAGUUUCAAAUUCAGGAGAUUAGAUUUUAAUCUUCAGGGGCUGGAAAGUUCUCACUCUCCAAUAGCUAUGGGAUUUCCUAUGCAGUCAAUAACACUUUCUCACUCUCCCCACCAUUGGGAGCAUAGCUCAUGAGCCCCAAGCCUCCUUUCCAAUCUUAAGGAUAGCAGUUCCAGGUGGGGUAUAACUUCUAGGGCCCCUAAGGAGUUUGUGACUUUUUCAAUCAGUUCCCUGCUUUGUUACACUAGCUGUUGUCCGCAAAACUCCCUGAGAGGACAGUGGAGGGAAGCAAGUGUAACUCAUUAAAAUAUAUAUAACAGCCCAUUAAAUACUAUGAUAAAAUGUCCAGAUGGGUUUGAUGACAUGGGGUCUCCAAUUGUAAUAAAAGUCACUGAUUUCACAAAAAGGAUUAGGACUGAGUGUAAAUAGUGUUGACCGCCAACUUCUACAAAGUAGAAGUGUUGACAGCACCUGAAGUAGCCAGCAUCCUAGAAAGCAUUUACCAACCUUUACCAACCUGGUGCCCUCCAGAUGUUUUGGAUUAAAUUUCCCACCAUCUGCUGACCAUUGGCUGGGCAGGCUGGGGUUGAUAGGAGUUGGGAGUCCACUAGGUUGAGGUAAAUUGGUUUUGUGCACUAUUAAAAUUAGCCUCAAAGUUGCUACUUUACUCGAGCUUUAAAAGUUAAGUGACAGCAAUUUCUACUUACAGGUAGGUAGCCAUGUUGGUCUGCCAUAGUCGAAACAAAACAAAAUAAAUAAAUAAAUAAACAAAAUUCCUUCCAGUAACACCUUAGAGACCAACUAGGUUAGUUAUUGGUAUCUGAAGAAGUGUGCAUGCUCACAAAAGCUCAUACCAAUAACUAAGUUAGUUGGUCUCUAAGGUGCUACUGGAAGGAAUUUUUAAAGUUUAUUUUAUUUAUUUUGUUUUGUUUUGAUCAAUUUCUACUUUCACUAUCACCAGUGCAUGCUAGUCUUUUACCAUACUGCUUCUGCCACUAAAUCUUAACUAUUACUAAUGACUGGGAGUAUAGGUCUAACCUAAAAUAAUCACAGAGAGCAUCAAUUAUACCUGUUAAUCACCAUUGUAUUCUGAUUGCAAAAUGUGCAUGUUUGCCACUAUUGGAUGGUAGCUUGGAAUGGUGGACAAGCCUUAGUAGAACAAUUAGAAUAUAGAGCGCAGAGCAGAACAAAAAAAAAAAAAAAGCACUUUAACCUUAGAACCUCAACGAAGCUGUUUUCAGUUUCAGUUCCUUUGGGCAGAAGCUUGGAUAUAUUUUCUCUUGUAAGGGUAGAAAGAUUUAGACUGUAAAGCUAUAGUUCUAAAGAUUCUAGGUGCACUCAUUCUAUUCUGAAUUAGGAAUUGCCUCAUCCCUUCUAUGAACAGGAAAAUUGCAACUUGUGAAAGAGGAACCACAUUGGGUAAAUUCAACCUUACAACAAUUGAUCACUCACAUAAGCAGUUGUCUCCAUAUGUUAGCUGCUUGCAGAAACAAAUGUGGCUAAAUGUGUCCACAUUUCUUGAACAGAUUUGGGUGUAGGAUUUUCAUCAGGUGGAUAUUUAAAUGGUAUGUGUCUUCUACAUUAGAUGUGUGCUAAUAUUACUUAUUAUUAUUAUUAUUAUUAUUAUUAUUAUUUUGAUUGAGACAUUUGGUUUUCUUUUUUCCCCUUUAGUUUUAUUCGGCUGCUGCUGUGAUUUUUUUUCUCCCAUUUUAUUUGUCCCAGCAUUUUCCUUUAUGGUCCAUCGUUAGAUAUUGAUCAAUUGAAGCUCAUUUUGAGACUCGUUGGAACACCAGGGCCUGAGCUUUUGAAGAAAAUAUCUUCAGAGUCUGUGAGUUUAAAGCUUGACAGUAAUGCCUUGCCUUUUUGGAUUUUGUGUUUUCCCUUUUGCUUUGCUUGCUUGUAGACUGCAUCUAUCUCCUUCCUGGUUAGUUUUGUCUUAAGCUUGUUUCCUUAGACACAUCUUAUUUUCCUUGGACACAUCUUGAAGCCUCCCCUCUCUGCCUCUGUACUAGUCUUCAUGUCCCAUCUUACCUUCUAUUUUCUGUCCGUAGGCUAUACUAAGCUUAGCUGAACACUGUGUACUUCAUUGCACACUCUUGUUAAACGCUGUUAGGCACAUGCUGCUACCAAUAUCCCAUAUAUAUCACAUCUCCUAAUGGAUAGUGCUUUCUUUAAGUUGGAUUUUGGGACUUGCAUUGAGUGCUCUUCCACAAACUGUUUCAAGAAGGGGGAAAUGUUUAGGAACAAGUAUGAGCAUGAAUCAUGUUAAAAGCCACAGAGUAAAUUCCUGUUGUCACUAGUGCAAACAGCUUGUUGUUGGAUCAUAACAUUGACCUCAGUCCUAAAAGUGCUCAGUCAUAAAGGUGAUAUCCAUGGAAGUAAUGAUACAGCUGGGGUUUCCCCUCCAUAAGUAGGAUUGUUCUGCGUUCAUGGGAUGAUAGCUAAUCUACAUUCUACACUUCAACAUAGGGAGCAGCUGGGUGUUGCAGCUUACCAGAAUAGCAAUGAAAGUUGGGUAGGCGCCCCUGUGCGAGUGCAGGUUUGGCUUCACCAGUGUGCCUCUGCAAUCCUGUCAACACUGCUGCCUGGUCCUCCCCUAUCCCUGCAGCGUCCUAGUAAGAAGCAGCAAUGCCAUUGUCAGUAGGGUAGCACUGUAGGCCUACUCUCAUCACACUGGUCACUGCUACUUACGCAUGGAUGAUUUUGUUGUAUAAAAUAUUUUUAUUAGAAACUCAUUUAAAAUAGAUCUACAAGAACCCUAAUCUAGAUUAGGCUUACUGAAGAGAUUGAAACGUGUUCGGAAAUAAGAGGGGGAAAUGAGCUGAAAGGAACCCACAGAUUCAACAUAUCCAUAUUUGUUUACUAAAUACAUGUUUGCCGGUUUAGCCAUAAAGCAGUGGUGGAGAGCCAGCAUGGUGUAGUGGUUAAGAGCAGUGGACUUGUAAUCUGGUGAACUGGGUUCACUUCCCCACUCCUCCAUGUGCAGCUGCUGGGUGACCUUGGGCUAGUCUCAGAGUUGUUGUGGGGAAGGAAGGGAAAGGAGAUUGUUAGCCGCUUUGAGACUCCUUAAGGGGAGUGAAAGGCAGGAUAUCAAGUCCAAACAACAACAACUCCUCCUCCUCCUCUUAUCACUAAAUGGAGUGUGAGGAGGAUGGGCCUAUGAAACCUGUACCCCUACCCUGCCUUACCCCCUUAAGGUCUGCUGCUUGAAGAAUUGAUACUGGAACAGGAAGAUGGGGAAUUAAAGCAGCAGUUUUCAGGUAGGUAGGGCAGGGAAAGGGGUUGUUCCCACCAAUCACACCACCCUUCUUCGUAGGCUAACCAACAAGCAGGCAUUUAACAAACACAGCUGUUGAGCCCCCAAUAGUUUUCUGGAAUUAGGCUGAUAGUACUUGAAAAAUACUUAAAAGUUAUAAAAAUAAAAAGGGUUCUUCUGUGAAUGCUGUGAAUUGAUGAAACAGAUAAGAAAGACAAUGAUGCUUAUCGUCCUACUUUUUCACCUUUUGCACAUCUUGGUUUUUGCUUCAGGAGGACCGAGUAAUCAGCAGUUGGGUCAUACUGCAAGAAUUUAAUGGAACUUUUUUUCUGGGUUGAGGAAAUAACUGGCUCCUGAGAACGCGCAUAUAUUGACAGAUGGAUUUUUAUUGUUUCUAUAGUGCCAUCUGUGCAUAUUGCAUUUUACAAAGAACAUGUUUUAUAGGACCCAACCCCAAAGCAUGUGUUCUUACCUGUGCUGUAUAUCCAUUGAAGAGAGUACUGAAAAAUCUAGCCCAUCCCUUUAUAGCCUUCUAAAUGAGGGUCUGCUUUGGAGUAAUGGGAUUUUAAAUGGCUGCAUCUGCUCAUAACUUUCUGCUUUGCAGUAUCAGUAGCUACAUGUGUUCACAGCCAACUUGGCCCAGAUCUUAUCCAGAAAACAAUGCUGAGUGAAAAAUUCAGAACUAGAUGACAAUGCAUACUGCAAUACAGCAGCUUGUCACCUUAAGCAUCUUCAUACAGUUAUUUGAGAUGAAGUAGCAGAUGAAGAUUCUUAGGCUCAUACCAGAUGGUUGUCUGGAAUACCCUUGCUAUGAAUCAUGGAUCAGAUGCAGUCUUGACUGAAUGUGUGUUAAGUAGCAAAAAGUAUGUAAACUGUUUUGAAUAAAUGUAGGAAUGAUUGCCAGGAGGUAAGUAAAGGUAUAAAAUGGCAGCAUUGAAAAGCGGGGCAUUUGAAGUGAGAGAGUGAUUUUAACUCCCUCUGUGUGCCCCAAACUGAUCAGCGUUUUUGUUCAUAUACUUGCUGUGUAUGAGCCCUUUGGUUGACUGGGUGGGGGAUAGAGAAGAGCCAUGCUGCUCUUGUGUGUUUGAGGGUAUUAGAGGGGUAAUAAGAGAUGGUGCCAUUGUAGUUGAAGCAGAUUGGUCUCCUGCUCACUCCACCCAUCUUACUUGCAGGUUGGCGGUUGUAACCAUAAGAUAUCAGAUCUGAACAGAAUGUAAAUCAAACUGUGCCUUGACAAACACAUAGCCUUUGCCUUUGUUUCCUGAUGUGGAAGUUGGUAAUAUUCAGGCUAACACAUUGUCAGUUUUCCCAGGACCGCUUUCCAUUGGUUGUCUAAUUUAAGGGAGAUAAUAGAAUCACUAAAACUUCCAGUCUGUAGUAAUCUCCAUAUAUGCAUACCCUUUUUACCUGUUUGAAACGUAUAAAGGCCUGAAAGUAGGCCCAUUGUCCAGCCAGUUUGGAGCCUGUGGUUUAAUUAAAAAUCCUACAGUGGAGGAAGAACUGUGGAGGCUAUAUUAUGAAACUGAUUCCACCCUCCCAACUUGGCAUGAAUUCCAAUAAAUAAGAAGUUUUUUGCUUUUGUAGACAAAGUAGCAAUGUCAAAUAGUAUCAAAUAGCAAUAUUCUCUAAAUAGGGAAAUUAACUAGAUUUUUAAAGUUGAUGAAAACUUUUUAGGCUAGAACAUUACUUCAGUAAAAGGACUUCAUUUGGUUCUGCAUAUAAUUAAAGCAUAGCUAGACAACAUACUUGAAAAAAAUCCUUGUCCUCUUUCCUCCCCAUAUAUCAUGUGCAGUUGAACAAAAUUAAAUGCUGUAUAAAGAAAUGUGCUACAUGAAGCUUAACCUGACUACUAUGCACUACUAUUCACUGUACAGAUGUUUAUUUUGCCAUAGUUGCCAUUAAAUUGGCUUUCUCUUGAUCACUGACACCUAACAUUUUUGUGCAAUGCGAACAGCAUUCUAACAUUGCAUAUUUCUCUAUUAGCAUUCAUAUGGACGAGUAUCUCAGAUACUACAUCCUCAGUGUAUUAGUUUGUGCAGCAAAAGAGUGAAAUCUAAGCUUUGUAAAGCCAGAUAGAAUAAAAUAGUAUAUCUUUAGCAGCCAUCAAUUGGCUCACUUCCUUGUUCAAGGUGACUUCUGUUUCUAAAAGGGGCCAGCACCCAGUUUAAGGCUGCCAAUUGAUUAUUAUAAACAGUGAGCAAGCAUCUGGCUUUACCGAAAGAUUAUUAACUGUUUUCUGAUCCGCUUUCUUGUAAUACAAAGAUGGUGUGACACACAGAGUGGUAAUUGCCUGUAGUGUGCAGACUAGAUGCCUUUUGCGUAAUUGUCUUGAUUGUAUGUUCACACUGAUGCUGAAAUAUUAACAAAGCCCUUGACUAGGCACCUAAGAUAUUAACCAGCUUCAGCAGAUAAUGCGUCUGACGGGGACACCCCCUGCAUAUCUCAUUAACAGGAUGCCCAGCCAUGAGGUGAGAUGUGGCAGGGUGUGCAUAGUUGUCUGCAGUUCAAAGCAUUUCUUUAUUCAUGGAUCUUUAGCCCAUCUUCCAGGGCAUAGCCCUACUAACGCUGCUCACAAAAUUGAAACAGCAUAGAACACUUAAAUACAUUAUCACAACUCUGUCCCCCAGUCUAAAACCAACGGUGUUUAAAAACCCCAGUACACUGCACUUAAACAGAAGAUAGACCUGAACAGUUCAGAAUCUACUUUAAGGCAAAUAUAAUUGGGUCUCAUGAAUUCAUAGAGGUGGAGCUACUACAACAGAAGUCUGUCUCUGCCAGAGGACUAGAGAUUAAGGCUCUUAAGGCCCAGGCAGGCCCAUAUGGGUGCAGGCAGUCCAUCAGAGAACCUGCUGCCAAACACUUUAGGUCUUUAAAGGCUAAAACCAUCACUUUAAAUUGAGCCUUGAAGCAAGCUGGCAACCAGUGAAACUGGUAUUGUGUAAGGUGCUCAAAACACCUAGCCCCCACAAGCAUUCUAGCAGCUGAGUUUCCAGAGCACAUUGAAAAGGUAAAGGACCCCUGACAGUUAAGUCCAGUCGCAGACGACUCUGGGGUUGCGGCGCUCAUCUCGCUUUACAGGCCGAGGGAGCCGGCGUGUGUCCGCAGACAGUUUUUCUGGGGUCAUGUGGCCAGCAUGACUAAGCCGCUUCUGGCGCAACCAGAGCAGAGCACAGAAACACCUUUACCUUCCCUCCAGAGCGGUACCAGCAAGUAGAUAUACUUGCACCUUUUUUGGCGUGCUUUCAAAUUGCUAGGUUGACAGGAGCUGGGACCAAGCAAUGGGAGCUCACCCCGUCACGGGGAUUCGAACUGCUGACCUUCUGAUAGGCAAGCCCAAGAGGCUCAGUGGUUUAGAUCAUGGCGCCACCCGCGUCUCUCUAUCCAGAGCACAUUAUGAUAGUCUAAUUUGGAGGUUGUCAGAACAUCGAUAAGUGAGGCAAGGUCUGCUUCUCUGCAUAGAGCCACAACUGGUGAACUUUCCUAAGCUGAUAGAAGGCUUCCCUUUAUAGUAACUAGGAUUUUUUAAAAUGUGCUACUACACAGCUGUAGGCAGCAUAAUUAGCUUAUACUUUGGGUCUUUUAAUAGCAAGUAAUGAAAAUCCACAAAAGAGAACCAAAUUUGCUGAAACUUUGUAAUUAAGUAGUCAACAGAUUGUAACUAUCCAUUUCAAAUGGGACUCUUCUAGUUAGUUGCAGAAAUAACAUUUGUAUUUGGUUAGUGCUCAACUACAUAAAGACACCUGGAUGCCACUGCUGACCUUCAGGAACUUGUCCUCACUUGCAGCAACCUUCAGUACAUAACAGGCAAUGUUCUUCCAGCCUUACAACUCAUAGUGCCCUAGUUCCAACGCUUGUUAAUUGUAUCUUUGUCGCUGUGGUCAGUCUGGAUGAGAAGGGGAUGAGGAUAAGAUAGAUGCUGAUUAAGCUCAAGCAGGAAAAAGUAGGCACUCGCAGGAGCUUAUAAUGAUUAGGAGGCACAACCUUAACAAAACGUUUUUCUUUUUCUCCAGGCAAGAAACUACAUACAGUCUUUGUCUUACAUGCCGAAGAUGAAUUUUGAAAAUGUAUUUAUUGGUGCCAACCCCUUGGGUAAGACUUAACAGCAGUUCCAUUACAGUGGAGAAUCCAUGCAAACAUUGAGAUGUUUAAUGUCUCUUGAGACAGACUGAUGUUUUAAAAUAGUGCUCUUUGUCCAGGAGGUGAAAUAACUAUUUAAAAUAUUUAUGGACUGCCUUUCUCAACAAAGUCAAUGUGAGGCUCAAGCCCACAACCCUGAGAUUAAGAGUCUCCUUCUCUACUGACUGAGCUAUCCCAGCUCAUCAAGUUCAACUCUGCAUCUUAGUGAAAACUUACUUUAUUUGUAAAUUUUGGUUCAAGAGAUAAUACAACCAAGUGUUUGUUUGUUAAAUACUACUUGUAGCUUCCUAUCUGAAGAGGAAUCCAAAGCUGUCCACUCAGAUUUUUUUUUCUUGCAGGUGCUAUUUGCAAAGCAGGUAUUGAUUGCAUACCGCUUGGGGUAUAUUUUAAAGUAAUACUCCCAAGUACAGCUUGAACCAUAAAUUACUCUCCAUUGUGAAAUUACAAUACUCCUGGGACUGAAUCCUUAUCUACUAUAGUUGGGAUGGGGAACUUUUGGCCCUCUUGAUGUUGUUGGACUCCUGACUUCCAUUAGUCCUAGCCAUUAUGGCCAAUGGUCAGGGGUGAUGGGAGUGGUAGUCUAGCAACAUCUGAAGGGCCACUGGUUCCCUGCCCUACAGCUUUAGGUGGGACUUUUUAAGAACUGUUGUACAAUAAUUCUCUCUCCUCCUCACCCCUUGACCCCUGAAGCUGUAGACUUGCUGGAGAAGAUGUUGGUGCUGGACACAGACAAACGAAUCACUGCUGCUGAAGCAUUGGCUCAUGCCUAUUUUACGCAGUAUCAUGACCCAGAUGAUGAGCCAGUGGCAGAUCCCUAUGAUCAAUCCUUCGAAAGCAGAGAACUUGAUAUUGAAGAAUGGAAAAGUAAGUUAUCUGGGAGACUGAUUUGGUAAGACAGGUCUUAAUGGGUGACAUUCACAAAUACUAUUAUUGUAUGCUCAUAUAGUGAAAGCAAAACUUGACAGGAGGUAAUAAAAUAGAAUGCAACUCAGUAUUUCUUUGAAUAGAGGAGGCAGGGGGCGAAAUAGCUCAGUUCUGGUGGUAUAUUGCAAAAAUAAAUAAAAAUACAGUCCUUUGAAUUUGAUGUCAAAUUAGGCCUGAACCUAAUUGGUGGGGGUUCACAAAACCUUUCUUAUUUCCAUGUGCUGUUACUUGUCAAAAGUGCUUUCUACAAUAUUUGCCUUUAAAACUGAAGAAGUGGGAUUUCUGUCAGAUUGAAUGAUUCUGUAGGGAAUAAUGUAGGCAGCAUAAUAUGCAGUUAAUCAAAACUGGAUACAUGAUGUCACAAUCAAAGUGGAGCAAGGGGAGCCGUUGCUCGGGGGGGGGGUGGAACACAUCCAAUGUUUCUCACAUCCUGCCCAACCGUUGCCAAAAUGAAGGUGUGCAGUUCAUGAGGGAUGAAGUCUGUAACACAGUGUUCUCCUCAGUUUCUGCAUAGUGUUACAUGAAACUGCUGCUCACAAAAGCAGUAAGUUUACCUGUACUGAAUUUGCUUAUUGGCCCAAUCCACCUCAUUGCAGAUUCUAAAUAUCUAUAAUUGGGGAUUCUACUGCUUCAUUAGGAUUUGAGGAAAAAGAGUCAUCAGCAUUCUGCACUUCAAAUCCCCACAGUAGUUUGUACACUUGACAGAACCGGGCUAACAGCUGCCAUGUGUUCUGUCACCUUGUUCCAGCACAGUGAUGACCAAACUUUGUCCUCCAGUUGUUUUGGGACUACAACUCCCAUCAUCCCUAGCUAACAGGACCAGUGGUCAGGGAUGGUGGGAAUUGUAGUCCCCAAAAAGCUAGAGGGCCAAGUUUGGCCAUCACUGCGAUCCAGCAAGUAGAUUCAGGUCUGGCCUAUAAUUAUGUGAAUCCAGUGUGCAAAUCUGGAAACAGCUAGUACUUAAUUUUAGUUCAACAAUCUUUGUUGACUCUGAGGAUUGAAUUAACUAGGAGUGAUGCAUUAUCUUGUAGGAAAGGAACUGUUACCCACCGGCUGCACUAAAGUCAAUGUCUUUCUCUUUUUCUCCACCAGGCCUAACCUAUGAUGAAGUAGUUAGCUUUGUGCCACCACCGCUUGAUCAAGAGGAGAUGGAGUCUUGAGAAUCUAUUUCUUUCUCUUUGUCCCAUAUCACUGUGAGGGGAAGGCCUUUUUCAUAGGGAUUCUCCACAUAUCAUUCAAGUGCCUCUUGCCGUGAAGAUUCUCCUUGGUGGAAGGGUUUUGUGUGUAAUUCGUGUGUGUGUGUGUGUGUGUGUGUGUGUGUGUGUUGAAUGGGGGUGGGUGGGAGAGUAUUUAUACAGUAACUGUAUAAAUAAUGCUGCAUGUUCUCUUGUAUUUUUGUAUACAGCCUGGGACAUGCUUCUGAAGACCUGUUUGUUUGCUCUUUAGCCUUUACAGUUGGUAACCAGCUUUCAUCGCUCAUAUGGCAAGGCAGAUAUUAUGCAGGGAAGCUGAGAUUUCAAAUUCUCAGUAGCAAUUCUUGCCAUUAAAUGGCUUUCCUAUCAAGAAAAGACUUAAGAUGAUGGAAGCUGAACUUUUACUUGAACUGUGCCCUCUGCUUUCGAAGAGAAAAGAGGGUGAGGGAUGUCUUUCCAUUCCAUGCCAUGCAGCUGCUUUACACCCAUAGCCUCUUCCCAGUAUUCUGUUCAGCAGGAAGGAUGGGCCCAUGAAUGACUGGCUACCUGUUGGGAAUAUUUUGUCUGAACCAGUGUAAAAAAAAAAAGUGUGUGCCUUAAAUGACUGAGGAGAAAUUGGAAUCGGGGUUAGUGUUCUCUUAACAGUGGGAUUCUGAGCUUGCUGCUUCCUAGGGUGUUGUGGGCCACAGAAUACCCAUGUAUUACUGGCUGCUUUGGCCAGGAUACAAAUCUACCAAAAAUAGGGUGCACCCCUCAUUUUUGGUAUCCUCUCUCUUCCCUGCCCAACUCUGAGAUGCCCAGCAGUAGCUCUGUCAUGCUGCCUGUUCAUUUUGUAUAUCAUCUUAAGAGAGAGUGUUUUGCAUGUUGUAGCUGUGUAUGCAUGUAGGCUUCUUUGUGUUAUCUGGAGGAGGCACUGGGUUGGUAAUCAGCUAAUAAAUUACUGUAUUCACUACCAUGGUCAGAGCCAUAUACAAUUGCAGAAUCCAUCUAUUCUUCUUCAACUCAUGGGUUGACAUUUUGGGCACUUUUUGGAUGAAAAGGGGCAAGUGAACAUGCACCUUUCUUGGAUCUUCCUUUUGUGGCUUUAAAUACGAGUUAAUUUGUCAGUUUGUGUGUGCCUGAACACAAGAUUCAGUUCACUGUAUUCAUAUAUGAUAGAAAUCAAGUAAUGAUGAGAUUGCCCUAUUUAGGGACUAAGUGGGGGGCAUCACUUCAAGUAUUUUGUGUCCAUCAGGUGUUCUGGGUAUCUGAGGUCCUAUUUUUAAAGUAUUUUCUGAAAUUUAUAUAAUGCAGGUAUCAUGCAUGGAUUGUACGUCUGUCUCUGAAAGAGUGAAGCUUUGCAGUAUUUUUGUUUUUCCUAAUGGAUCUGGGAUUUUAAUGUAUUUAUCCCUUUUGUACAGAGAAGCCGCCAAAAAAGAGAAAGAAAAAAAAGAUGGCAUGUGGAUAAUAAAGCCAUCAGUUCCUUCCUUUCUAGUGAUCUCCCUUCAGGUCAUACCCUCUGUAGAGAGACUUGGGGUCCAGAGAGCAGUGCUGCUUCAUGUUUCUGGUUUGGAGGCCAUCUUAAGACCAAACAAAGUCAACUCCCUCUGCUGGACCUGCAGUCUGGGUAUUCAGAUGGAAAUGUAGAUAUAUUCUGUAAAACAUAACAGGAAGAUUAUUUUUAUCAGUCGUUUUAUGUGUAGAUGCUACCGUGUGACUUUCAUGCAGAAAUGCUAUAAAAAAGAAUUUAAAAACUUAUAGGUAUUUGUGUGAGUGGGAAUAUCUCAGAAGUUGAGAGUCUAUGUGGGAGCCCCUGUGGAGAGCACUCCCUGUCAUUUAGUGUGGUGCUGUUCUACUGCCUCAACUCUGGACAGAAAGUACACACAUUAAAAGAUAAUUUCUGCAAAUUUGUAUGUAUCCAGGAACUUUGCUCUAACUGGUUAUGCCAUAUAGGAUUAUCACACAAUGCCACUGGUUUAAAAUAAACCUAUUUUUCAAACUUAAUGGACUGGCGGUGGUGGUUGCAAAUUAAUGUGUGUCUGUAAUUAGGGUGAAUCAUUCAUUGAGGCAAUGGAUAUGAUGCGGUAAUGUCUUACAGUUAAUAAUAGCACUAUGUGUAAAAAGCAAGGGAAAAAAUCUUAACUGGCCACUGUGUGUUAGGUGGUGGUUGUGUUGCCUUUUUAAAUGCCCCCCCAACCCAAUUACUCUCUUGAAUAAAAUAAUCAAACUAAGCCUGUUCAAAUUUGUAAA